Suillus subalutaceus is the source of this 684-nucleotide messenger RNA. RefSeq lists its product as uncharacterized. NCBI's taxonomy places the organism in Eukaryota, Fungi, Basidiomycota, Agaricomycetes, Boletales, Suillaceae. The transcript has 2 exons. The record is from RefSeq and is a predicted model, not a curated record. Bases 1 to 684 code for a protein of 227 amino acids.
AUGACAUCUCCCACUGCACCUUUGACAGUGCCAAUGUUCAACUUUGAUGGCUGUUCUUUCACCACUCCUGGCAUCACACGGGAAGUUCCAGUCCCUCAUGAUGUACUUACUCCAGCAGCGCAUACCACAGCAGCACCUACCUCAGAAGUGCCUACCUCAGUAGCGCCUACCCCAGCAGUGCCUACCUCACAAGCACCUACCUCACAAGCACCUACCCCAGCAGUGCCUACCCCAGCAGUGCCUACCUCACAAGCACCUACCUCACAAGCACCUACCCCAGCAGUGCCUACCCCAGUAGCACCUACCCCAACAGCACCUACCCCCCCAGCAGCACUUAGCCCAGCAGCGCCUACCCCAGCAGUGCCUACCUCACAAGCACCUACCUCACAAGCACCUACCCCAGCAGUGCCUACCCCAGUAGCACCUACCCCAACAGCACCUACCCCCCCAGCAGCACUUAGCCCAGCAGCGCCUACCCCAGCAGCACUUACCCAUCCACAGCCUACCCAAUCUUCUACUAACCCAUCCCCCUCAGUCGAUAUCCCUCUCCGGAAGACAGGUCGGGUUUGUCAGGAGUCAACACGCAUGGCACAAGCGAACAUGAUAGGUGAGAGUGCGAAGAGACUUAGGACAGGCGAGGUGGAGAACGCCACUCAAAAGAAGAAACGCAAAUCCGGCACCUGA